CGAUGACGGAAGCGGACGCGGUGCCGCAGCGCCUGUGAGCCGCUCUCAGUUUGCGGAACCGAUGGGCGUCCUGCACCAUGACACUCGGUAACUUUUCGCCCUCGAUCGGCCCCGCUGUUUGCGUUGUCGCCGCUUCGUUCUCCGUGUGCGGGCUGGAGCACUGACAGGGCGCAAAUGUCCCACUUGCUGCAUGCGGCGGCCGGGGUUAAAUGGACCAAGUCCAGGGCCGCCCGUAGAGCCGUCUUCCUGCUCCUGGCCGCCUACGGUGUCAAGAGGUUGUACCCGCUCCUCUAUCAUCAGCUCCACGGCAAAGCUCAGCCCGAAACACCGGCUUCUCGCCAUUCCCGCAACCACUGCCCUGCCAAGAAAUCUCCUGCUGUCGACGCGGACUUCUUGCAGCAACUGAUCGGUCUGGGGAAAAUCCUCUUCCCCAAACUGGUUACCAAGGAGCUAGGCUUGCUCUGCCUGCACUCGGUGGCUCUGAUUUCUAGGACCUUCCUCUCGAUUUAUGUGGCGGGCUUGGACGGUAAGAUAGUGAAGAGUAUCGUUGAGAAGAAACCCAGGACCUUUGUGCUGAAACUGGUCAAAUGGCUCCUGGUGGCCAUCCCGGCCACCUUCGUCAACAGCGUGAUCCGCUAUCUGGAAUGCAAGCUGGCCCUGGCAUUUCGCACCCGCCUGGUCGAUCACGCCUAUCGAACCUACUUCACCGAUCAGACUUAUUACAAGGUCAGCAACAUGGACGGAAGGCUGGAGAACCCCGACCAGUCGCUGACGGAGGAUAUCAUGAUGUUUGCUCAGUCCAUCGCUCACUUGUAUUCCAACCUGACCAAACCCAUCUUGGACGUAAUGCUGACUUCCUACACCCUGAUCCAGACCGCGACCUCCCGGGGAGCAAACCCCACGGGACCCACGCUUUUAGCCGGGCUUGUCGUUUAUGCCACAGCCAGGGUAUUGCGAGCCUUCUCUCCGAGGUUUGGCAAGCUGGUGGCCGAAGAAGCUCAAAGGAAGGGAUACUUGAGAUACAUCCAUUCACGUAUUAUAGCCAAUGCAGAAGAAAUUGCUUUUUACAGGGGACACAGGGUGGAAAUGAACCAGCUGCAGAGAAGUUACAAGUCACUUGCUGCCCAGAUGAAUCUUAUUUUAUCCAAAAGACUUUGGUACAUUAUGUUGGAGCAGUUUCUAAUGAAGUAUGUGUGGAGUGGGAGUGGAUUAGUGAUGGUGGCACUUCCAAUAAUCACGGCGACAGGUUUUGCAGACAAUGAGUCAGAAGAUGGACACAAGCAAGUAAGUUUGGUUAGUGAACGAACUGAAGCUUUCACCACUGCACGCAAUCUGCUGGCUGCUGGAGCUGAUGCGAUUGAAAGAAUUAUGUCUUCAUACAAAGAGAUCACUGAAUUGGCAGGCUACACGGCCCGAGUGCACAACUUAUUUUCAGUUUUUGAUGAAGUUCAGAGAGGAAUAUACAAGAGGUCCACAAUCAAUCAAGAAAUGGAAACUGACUGCAGCAAAGUAGCUAAACAUGGAUUCCACAUUGAAGUACCUUUGGAACAAAAAGGACAAGUUAUUGACGUUGAUGUAGGAAUUAUUUGUGAAAAUGUCCCAAUUAUUACCCCAAAUGGUGAGGUCGUCAUUUCUAGAUUAAACUUUAAGGUUGAUGAAGGUAUGCAUCUCCUUAUUACUGGUCCAAAUGGCUGCGGAAAAAGUUCUUUGUUCAGGAUAUUGAGUGGUUUGUGGCCGGUGUAUGGAGGAGUAUUGUAUAAACCACCUCCUCAGCACAUGUUUUAUAUUCCACAGAGACCGUAUAUGUCUGUUGGAACUCUGAGAGAUCAGGUUAUCUACCCAGACUCUGUGGAAGACAUGAGUGAGAAAGAGUGCACAGAUCUGGAUCUGGAGCAUAUCCUAGAUAUUGUUCACCUGAAGCACAUUGUACAGAGAGAGGGAGGAUGGGAUGCAGUUACUGAUUGGAAGGAUGUCCUGUCUGGAGGUGAGAAACAAAGGAUGGGCAUGGCACGAAUGUUCUAUCAUAGACCAAAAUAUGCAUUGCUGGAUGAAUGCACAAGUGCUGUGAGCCUUGAUGUUGAAGGCAAGAUAUUUCAAACUGCAAAGGAAUUUGGGAUCUCAUUGCUUUCCAUUACUCACAGGCCGUCUCUAUGGAAAUACCACACACACUUGUUACAGUUUGAUGGGGAGGGUGGCUGGCGAUUUGAACAAUUGGAUACUGCUACUCGACUUUCUUUGGCUGAAGAAAAGCAAAGACUUGAAUCUCAACUAGCCGGAGUCCCACAAAUGCAACAACGACUGAAUGAACUGUGCAGAGUUUUGGGAGAGGAUUCUGUACUAAGAACCACUGAAAUUGAAGAGUAACAACACUGGUAAUGAAUGUGAAUAACAUGACAAAGAGUUACAAAUGAAUUGCAUGAGACAAACAAAAUAAAUAAAUACAAUCUCCUAUUUAUUAAAGAUCAUUAACUAGUUUCUUCCAGUACAAUAAAUAACCUUAUGUUUCCUUUGAAAUACUGUGAUGUGUUAACUCUUUUUACAGGUUUAUGUUGUUGUAAUAUUAGAAUUUAGUUAACUUAAAGACAUUUUCUUAAAAAUAUUAUGAAUGUUGUGAGGAAACUAAAGUUUAUACUCUGCAAGAUACCACUCCCAUUCUUUAAAUACAUUUAUAGGUUCUGCCGCAAUUAUUUGAACAAAAAUAUCAUGUAUCAUCUGGUACAGCAAGUGGCCAGCCUAGAUCUUGAUAAGGAUGGUGCAGCAUCACCACUUGUUUAGCACUGUGCCCAGGAUAUUCCUUUAUAACAAACAAAGUUUUAUUUUAAUUCUAAGAAUCCAAUGUUUGAGGAAAAGAGGAAGAAUAGGGAGGGAUUCUUCAAUAUGCUUCUGAUUUUCAAUAAUUGGAAUAAAUGCAGAUCUGAACAAUGUAAGAUCUAGAAUUUUAACCAUGUUUUAACAUGAACUAUCCAUUCCCUUUUUGAUCCAGUUACAGAACUCAAGUAAAUACUACUUCAUUUCUUGCAGCUCCCAUAUACCACUUUAUGCUAACUAAAAAAAUGCUUAUUUUUUCCAAAAUAAGACUGUUUAUCUUAAAUAUUAAUAGCCACUAUAGUUUAUAUUAAACAUAGAUCUUUUGCGACAACAAAAGAAGUAUUUGGACAUGCUUAUCUGCAUUUUACGAUGAGAUAGUCUAACAGUGGAGUUUAACGAAUAUGCUUGGGUUCAUCUUAUUCUUUUCCAAAGUACUCCUCAAUUAUAACCUAUUCAAAUCAAAGUUGAAGUUCCUGACACAGAAUUUGUUCUCUCUCUAUAUUUAGAUUCCUCGCACUUGUGCUCGAAGACCAAGUCUUUGUAUUAUUUCUUGUUUUUAAAUCUUUGGAGAAUUGAUUUUUGUUUUAUCCAGUUUGAGCCUUUUCCUCCUCAUCAGGAUGAUGUAAUUGGUGAAUUUUACAGCUGUUGAUUGGCCGACAGGACAUGGUGCAGGAUUGGUCUUGUUUCAGUUGCAACUGUCCUGAUUCAAUAAAACUUUGUGUGCAAAGUAUUCCAUGUAGAGUUUAUGAAACUUGUGCACAGAGGAAUGUUAGUUCGGAUAUCCAUCGAAGCCAGUAUUUAAACCUGUAAGGUAUAACUGUCAGUCUAAAACGUAUCGUCCGAGCUCCUGGGUGUCUUUUCUAUUUGCUUUUAACAAAAAAACGUUAAGUUUGAAGUAUUUUUAUUAAUUGUAUUAAAUCGUCAUUGGUCCAUUGUAAUUUUUAGUGUUUCUGUAAGUGGGAUUGACUUCUAAAUAAACAGGUCAUUUAUAUCUCUGUGACAAAGUUUGUUUCAAUAUUAAAAAAACACAAAUAAAUUUAGACCUUAUUAUAUUCCUGGGACAGAAAUUGCCAGUAAUAUUCUGUCUUUGAUUGCAUGUUUGUACGCUGUAAAAGAUUGGUUUCCAAGAAGUAUUGUAUUAGUUUAACUAAAUUAUACUGCACUAUCUCAACCCACCUUCAUAUUCUCAAUCUCUUUUGCAUGAUGCAUGCCAUCAUAUAGUAAGUAAAUCUGAUCAUACAGUUCUGUGAAAGUAUUAUGACAUAACAGUUCCAACAAAAUAUUCGUAUGGCUGGACUAGGAUUUGACUGAUAAAAAGCUUGUGCACAGGAAACAAGCAAGGCUGUCUUCCUUAUGUGUUUUGAAAGAACCUUAUAAUUCCAGAUUAACUGCAUUUUGUGCCAUGAUGUGAAAAACUACAAGGAACUUUGGUUAGAAGUUCAUCAUGGUGGUGAUGCAAAAUAAGCAAUGAGCUCACUAAAUUCACUUCUGAUGCAGUCAGUGAAACAGAAUAUUAACUUCUUCAUUUAAAGAGCAGCUGAACCUAGGCUUUUCUGAUUUGUGCUACUGCUUGAGACAAAUAUCCAACCCUACACGCUUUGCAUGUCUGUAAUUUUUGAGGUGGUAAUUCUGGUACAACUGAUCAAACACCAAAUUUCAAGUUAGGAAAUUGUAGGCCAAUAUAUAAUAAUCUUUAGAGUAGAUAUGGAAGAUCUAUUUGACCAAGGCUUACUUUUGACAGGUAUGAUCAAACUAUGAAAAAAUGGAUGAGGUAAUGCACAUUAGUAGUUAAGUAAAAAGUAAAGCUACUCAAGAAAUCUUAAAUGUGGUAUUCUGCAUUUAACACCUAAAAUUAGCCAGUUUUUCUUUGAAUUUUUAGAGAUGGUAAAGGGAAUUGGAUUAACAAGCGGAAAUGUAAUAUAAAAAUACAGCAGGCAGUAUUUUCAAUGUGUUUUAUAGUUUACCAACACAGGCAAAAUUUGUAAGUGGUGACCAAUUUCGGUAUACUUGAAAUACCAUUAUAUUCAGCUUCCAUUUUGGACUGUUUGGAAUUAAUACUUAAACUGACCUGUAAAUAUCUUCAGGAAGAAUAGCUUGCACAGUCCAGUCAAUGCAGAGAGCAAGUGGCAUAAUCUAAACUAAAUCAAAAAUUCAGCUCAAACGAAUAUGAACUCAGUUUUGACAUUUAAAUUGCUGUUUUAUUUCAUCUGUAAGUAAAUGCACUAUAUGUAUUGUAUUUUGGACAACAUACUAGUCUCAUUGUUGCGUUAUAAUAAUUAAAAUUUCUUAUUCAUCAUGAA
Messenger RNA from Stegostoma tigrinum, 5108 nucleotides. RefSeq names its product ATP-binding cassette sub-family D member 2-like. Bases 175 to 2364 code for a protein of 729 amino acids. Gene Ontology annotation, molecular function: ATP hydrolysis activity; long-chain fatty acid transmembrane transporter activity; ABC-type transporter activity. Gene Ontology annotation, cellular component: peroxisomal membrane. Gene Ontology annotation, biological process: long-chain fatty acid import into peroxisome; peroxisome organization; very long-chain fatty acid catabolic process. The transcript is spliced from 10 exons. NCBI's taxonomy places the organism in Eukaryota, Metazoa, Chordata, Chondrichthyes, Orectolobiformes, Stegostomatidae. The record is from RefSeq and is a predicted model, not a curated record.